CUGAAGUUGAACAUCCAACCAGCUGAACAUCUUUCCAACCAUCAACAACCCUCUACCACAAUUCUCGUCCAAGCGGUCGUCAACUACUCCGUACUCUAUUCCAAGAUGUGUACGAGUAUGAGGUUAGCGACUCGUUACUAUGGGUGUGGGUGCAUCAAAUUCGGCCAAGAGGUCAACGGUACAGACUGUGAAUUGAAGGGUCAACCUGGCCAUGCAGACACGUUGGUUGCAGGCAAAUCAGCAAGGAAGGAAGGAUCCUGCGCGGCUCAUGGAGGGUAUGUGACGUGAAACGCAAAUCGGCACGACUGACUGGAAACAGCGAAGAUUAGUUUCUUGAUACAUGGUGAUGAUUGAGGAUGGAAUAUUGCGAGGCAGAGUACUUUCGUUCCUUAUUACCCCUGUCAUGGAUUGAAUGAGGCAGACCAGCUCCAGGGAUCAUCGCCCAGCGCACAUUUUGGGACGAGUAUUGGUGGCGUCUUGCAACAGGCCUACACGGGAGGUUCUAUUGUAC
This is a messenger RNA of Aaosphaeria arxii CBS 175.79, 511 nucleotides long. RefSeq lists its product as uncharacterized. The record is from RefSeq and is a predicted model, not a curated record. The coding region runs from base 106 to 288 and encodes 60 amino acids. The transcript has a single exon. Lineage: Eukaryota; Fungi; Ascomycota; Dothideomycetes; Pleosporales.